This is a messenger RNA of Sclerotinia sclerotiorum 1980 UF-70, 414 nucleotides long. RefSeq lists its product with no specific name. The record is from RefSeq and is a predicted model, not a curated record. NCBI's taxonomy places the organism in Eukaryota, Fungi, Ascomycota, Leotiomycetes, Helotiales, Sclerotiniaceae. The transcript is spliced from 4 exons. Bases 1 to 414 code for a protein of 137 amino acids.
AUGGAUAGUCUUGUGAGGGAGCGAGGGAGCGAGAUUCGAAUCUCGCUCCCCAGCUCCAUCGCUUCAAUGAUUGGAAUACGAAGAAGUUGGCCAACUAGAUUCUUUGGAAGAGUUCGCUUAUAUAACCCAAUCAAAGACUGUAAAACUCUGGAAGAAGCGUCAGUAAAUAAGAGAUUGGCUGUUUCCUCGGGAGUUUUGAAUGUUUUAAACAUUACGACUGUUCAAGACCUUAUUUGUGGUACUUCCCCCUCUACAAAGAAAUCUUUUCUUCGAAAUACGAUCCUUUUUACACUCUGGUAUAUGGAAUUAUCGUCCGAAUUCAUUCUAGUCACCCUUGAGAGGAGUUCGACUAGUAGUCGUGGUGAUACCGUCGUCGGCGCUCAAAUCAUGAAAGUUACACGCAAAUUCGCGUAG